AUGGCUACGCAACAACAGCCACAACACUGGCCUUUAACAGACAACGGACGAAGUCCGUUCCUUGAAAAGAUUGUAACCGUUUUAGGGAGGGGGAGCCCUGCUAACCAAAACGUUUCAGAAAAUGAAAUUACUCAGCUCGCUCGCGAAAUCGAAUCGGCGGCAUUUAGUGGCGCAUCCUCCAUGGUAGAUUAUAUUACAAAAAUCAACGUAAUGCUUAAACAACAACAACAGCAACGACAACAACAACAACAGCAACAACAACAGCAACAACAACAGCAACAACAACAGCAACAACAGCAACGUGCUAACAAGUGGCCUUUAACAGACAACGGACGAAGUCCGUACCUUGAAAGGAUUGCAAACGUUUUAAGGGGGAAGUUUUCAGAAAAUGAAAUUACUCAGCUCGCUCGCGUAAUCGAAUCGGCGGCAUUUAAUAGCGUAUGUUAUAUUACGAUAUGUAUAGGAGAUAGAGCGCAUCCUCCGUGGUAG
Molecule: messenger RNA, 489 nt
Organism: Paraglomus brasilianum
Lineage: Eukaryota; Fungi; Glomeromycota; Glomeromycetes; Paraglomerales; Paraglomeraceae
Source: the annotation of a GenBank genome assembly